Messenger RNA from Dinoponera quadriceps, 2773 nucleotides. RefSeq names its product elongation factor 1-alpha (gene EF1a-F2). NCBI's taxonomy places the organism in Eukaryota, Metazoa, Arthropoda, Insecta, Hymenoptera, Formicidae. Gene Ontology annotation, biological process: translation; translational elongation. The record is from RefSeq and is a predicted model, not a curated record. The coding region runs from base 146 to 1531 and encodes 461 amino acids. The transcript has 5 exons. Gene Ontology annotation, molecular function: GTP binding; translation elongation factor activity; GTPase activity.
CGGCCUCUUUCUGUCGUGGCAUCUGGAGCUGUGUGGAUCGCUCGUGUGCUACGUGGAGCGCAGUUAGCUAAUCCGACGAAUCUUGUACUGAGGAUAGGACAUCGGACGUCAGUUUUAACGAGACUAUUAUCGUGAAGAAUACAAAAUGGGUAAGGAGAAGAUUCAUAUUAACAUCGUCGUCAUUGGACACGUAGACUCUGGGAAAUCGACAACCACGGGACAUUUGAUCUACAAAUGCGGUGGUAUCGACAAGCGUACGAUCGAGAAGUUCGAGAAGGAAGCCCAGGAGAUGGGCAAAGGAUCGUUCAAGUACGCCUGGGUCUUGGACAAGUUGAAGGCUGAACGUGAACGUGGUAUCACCAUUGAUAUCGCCUUGUGGAAAUUCGAGACGUCGAAAUAUUAUGUUACCAUCAUCGACGCUCCCGGGCACAGGGAUUUCAUCAAAAACAUGAUCACCGGUACCUCGCAAGCUGAUUGCGCCGUACUGAUCGUCGCCGCCGGUACCGGUGAAUUCGAAGCCGGUAUUUCGAAGAACGGACAGACCCGCGAGCACGCUCUGCUCGCCUUCACGCUCGGUGUGAAGCAGCUUAUCGUCGGCGUUAAUAAGAUGGAUUCUACUGAGCCUCCUUAUUCCGAGUCCCGAUUCGAGGAAAUCAAGAAGGAAGUGUCAUCGUAUAUUAAGAAGAUCGGCUACAAUCCGGCUGCUGUCGCGUUCGUGCCCAUUUCCGGCUGGCAUGGGGAUAAUAUGUUGGAAGUGUCCGCUAAAAUGCCCUGGUUCAAGGGGUGGACUGUGGAGCGAAAGGAAGGUAAGGCCGAGGGUAAAUGCCUUAUCGAAGCUCUGGACGCUAUCCUGCCGCCGACCAGGCCGACUGACAAGGCACUUCGUCUUCCCCUCCAGGACGUAUACAAGAUCGGUGGUAUCGGAACUGUGCCUGUUGGUCGUGUCGAGACUGGUGUGUUGAAACCCGGUAUGGUUGUUACCUUCGCACCUGCUGGACUGACCACUGAAGUUAAGUCCGUCGAAAUGCACCACGAAGCUCUCCAGGAGGCUGUGCCCGGCGAUAACGUUGGCUUCAACGUUAAAAACGUGUCUGUUAAAGAGUUGCGUCGUGGUUACGUCGCUGGAGACUCCAAGAACAACCCGCCCAAGGGUGCCGCUGAUUUCACCGCGCAGGUCAUCGUGCUGAAUCACCCGGGUCAAAUCAGCAACGGAUACACGCCUGUGUUGGAUUGUCACACGGCCCAUAUCGCGUGUAAGUUCGCCGAGAUCAAGGAGAAGUGCGACCGUCGUACCGGCAAGACCACCGAGGAGAACCCGAAGGCAAUCAAGUCUGGUGACGCGGCCAUCGUCACCCUCGUGCCCAGCAAGCCCAUGUGCGUGGAGGCUUUCCAGGAGUUCCCGCCUCUGGGACGUUUCGCCGUUCGCGACAUGCGUCAGACGGUCGCCGUCGGCGUUAUCAAGGCCGUAACCUUCAAGGACGCCACUGGCAAAGUCACCAAGGCCGCUGAGAAAGCCCAAAAGAAGAAAUAACUACAAUAGUUUCCGUGCAUAUACCGAUAGUUUCCGUGCGAAUAUGUCGCCGCGUGAACGCCGGCAUGCAACAGCCGACGCAGCUCGCUCUCUCUCGUCACGCGACCUACACGUGUCGGACGUCGUAGUGUCAUCUCCGUCGUCGUCGUCAUCGUCAUCGUCGCUGACCGCGGAACUCGCCACCGCGCAGCCACGAAUUACCGGGAGUAAAGAAAUUACAAUCCAAUCGCGAAGAUUGGCUGUUCGCGCGCACGAAGAAGUGACGCGUACAACGCGUUUCCUCGACGCGCGUGUAUUUCGUUUGUCGAGAUGGCUGCUCCGCCAUUUCUUCCAUCGCAAAGCAUUCCGCAGGAAAGGAAAAAAUUCUCCACCACCGUCCGGUGGCGACGAUGACAAAUCGAUUAACGAGAUACGCUACAUCAGACGGACCCACGCGCACGCGUGAAAGGGGAAAGCGAACUUCGCGCGAACUAUCUAACAACAUCUUCAUCGUUCGUCACGACGAACGUCAACAUCAUCAUUUAGCGCGGCUUAAUUAUAUUUUCUAAUUAUACGAAAAUAAAUUCUGUAUCAGCUUGAUACUCGAAGAAAAAAAAAAAGAAACAUUACUCUCGUUAUUACUAUUAUUCUUAUUCUGAUUUUUUCUCGAUGUUCGGCUGCGAAUUGGCGACGUCUCAUAUUUCUUUCUUUUUUUUUCUCUCUCUCUCUCUCUCUUUGUUAUCCUUACGAAAUGAAAAUUCCUCAUUUGUCCGCUCGUUUUACGGUAACUAUACAAUUUGAAAGUAAACACAUCAUGAUGGAACCCCCGUAAUCUUUCAUCUUCUCGAUAGCUUUUUUAUAUUAAUCGUUCAGACUGCUAUAUCGAUUCACAGAAAACUUAGAAUAGAAGAGAACAGCGGUGGUAGGCCUCGACAAAAGUAGAUUUCGUUGGGAGAUGGGACCUGUUUAAUAAUUAUCUCUAACAAUCGUUUAAUUAUAUUUGAUUAGAUGAGAGCAAGUUUUCCUUGUAAACCUUUCUAUGUACGAGGUAAUUUUAUCAUAAACACUUCUUUUCUACCAUGUGUGAAAUUGCAUGAAAUCGCGAGACACCCCGGGGAGAACGACGAUUUUUUACGGCAACUCGGCAUCUUUUAUCCCGCGAUUCUUCUACAAUUGCAUUGGUUAAAGGUUUUCUGUACAUACAUAUAAAUAACAGCGAUGACGAAUAAAAAAAAGUGAAUAAAAGAAGCUACGGAAACGAGA